CAAAGACUGACAAGCCCCGUCAUCCUCCUCAGCCGCAUGACAUCCGCGUGUAUUUACGUUCUCAACCGCCAUGUCACAUAACCUCGUUUACUUGUACUCACGUAAAUGCCCGGAAUCAGGGUGGGUCUACCCAAUGGCUAACCUUGGCAAUGUGGUUUACCAUCAUUCUGAGGAGCCUGAGGAGGACGUCAGGAUUGCAGAUAUUAAACAACGAUCAGAAAUAAGUGCAAAGAGGCGACCAACCAUACACUGGACGUACUCUAACGCUGUAGUAUUCUCCUUCCCUCUUGAUCUGUGCGACUAUGUAACAAUCGGGAUUUAUCACUUUUUGAGGCCGCUCAAACGUGGUCCUCAGAUAUUUUCAGUUUUGCAAGUCCAUAUAACAGCCACGACUCCCAUACCUAAAGAAGCAAACAUUUUGAAUUCAGAGAGGCGUUGUGUAUGGCCAGUUGAAACUGACGUUGGAUGGAUGGGUUGGGGGAGAAGAAGAGAUUGUUAAGGGUAAAAGACGAGCUGUGUGGUUAGUAUAGCACCUUUGUCG
Spizellomyces punctatus DAOM BR117 is the source of this 541-nucleotide messenger RNA. RefSeq lists its product as uncharacterized. The record is from RefSeq and is a predicted model, not a curated record. The transcript has a single exon. Lineage: Eukaryota; Fungi; Chytridiomycota; Chytridiomycetes; Spizellomycetales; Spizellomycetaceae. The coding region runs from base 71 to 499 and encodes 142 amino acids.